Molecule: messenger RNA, 1167 nt
Organism: Myzus persicae (green peach aphid)
Lineage: Eukaryota; Metazoa; Arthropoda; Insecta; Hemiptera; Aphididae
Exons: 7
Source: RefSeq, a predicted model, not a curated record
AUGUCAUAUACAUAUGUUGAAGAUGAAGUAAAAAAGAAUUUACGAACAAAAAAUUUUAAUAAUGAAGAAAAAAAAAUGCUAGUUGAACUAAUUGAACCCUACAAACACAUAAUUGAAAACAUAAAGACUGAUGCUUUUAACAUAAAACAUAAAAACAAAACAUGGGAAAUUAUUGUCUCAGAUUACAAUAGACAACAAACAACUGGGAUUAGAACAUGCAAACAAUUAAAAACCGCGUAUGACAUGGCCAAAAGACAAGCAAAAAAAUCAAUGAGUGAUGAUAAAGUGUUAAUGUAUAAACUUACAAAACAAUUCACGGAUGAGGAACAGUCCAUGGUUCUGGACUUAGUCAAAACUCAUCGUUUAUCUAUUCUCAGUGGGCAUCUAUUUGAAAAGGAUGAAGCAUGGUCAAAUAUUGUUGAAACUUUUAAUUUGCACCAAACAUCAGGUACAAGAACAUAAGAUGAAAUCAAAUAUUUAUUUGAACAUUUAAGUAAAACGGCCAAAAUAGAAAAUAAAAAUGAUAAAAUUGAAAGAUUUAAAACUGGUGGAGGACAAUACAAAAAAAGUAUGAACCAUAUAAGUGAGCAAGUAAUUGCAGUAAUUGAAGACCGAAUUACUCCAUUAUUCAAUGCACAUGAUGAUGAUUAUGGCUAUGCUGAUCCAAUGAACGCUGAUAGAUGUAUUCAGAAUGUACAAGAUGAUAUGGAAAUUGUUGAAUUUGUAGAUGGAGUUGAAGAAAUCGAUAUCACAGUAGAUAACUCACUUCCUCCUUCUCGUGAAUUCAAUUGGGCUAUGUUUAAUGCAGAACCUGAAACAUCAACAUCAUCAAAUAACAGUUACCAGUCAAAUCAGUCAAAUCAAAUAAAAACAACCAAAGAUACUGCGGUUAAAAAAGGUUCUUCACAAAAAUCUGUAUGUGAUGGUCUACAAGAAUUGGCCAAAAAAAAAAUUAAUAAAGUAUGUGCUCAACAAAAAUUUUCACUAGAUAUCCAAAAUAUAAAAAUUAAAAAAGCAAAGACAGAACUAGAAACAGCAGAAACCACACUAGAAAUAGUUAAGACUGAACUUGCCUUAAAAAAAAUAGAAUUUAAUUCAAAAAUAAGGCAAAUAGAAUUACAAGAAGACAUUUUAAAUUUGCAAAAACAAAAGCUAUCAAAAAAUUAG